AUGGACAUUGAUCGUGCCCAUCGGGCGAAAAAAUCACUUAGUGUGAAUGGGAUCUUGGUUAUGGGCACUACCCUAGAUUCAUUUAUGGAGAGACCAUAUGAUGGCAGUCCUCACUUUCAGAUAUGGUCCGGUCAUACACAGCUUUCUAUUUCAUUUCAAGGGAUAUAUACAGAGUCUAAGAAGAAUGGGGGUGAAAGAGUGAUGUGUUUGUUGGGGAGCACAAUGUUGCCUUCUCGAGAGUCUGAUUCGAGCAAUCCAUGGGAAUGGGCAAAAGGUGGUUCUAAUUAUAACCAGCCACCUCUUCUGCAAGAUGAUCAGAUUCUGCUUGUUCUUCGUUAUCCAAUGAGCUUUACAUUGACAAGUAGAGUGAUCCAGGGGGAGAUGAAGAGUUUAAACUCCAAGUCAAAUCUUAAGUACUUUGAUGAAGUUCGCAUUUUGUCUCAGCUGGGGCAGUCAGUGAAAUACGAGUUUGGCUCUGAAAGGUUUGUUUCCAAAUCAUGUGCUCCAUACCCGUAUAAUGAUAGCUUGGUGAAUGGUGGCUUUGAUAUCUAUAAAGGAUCUAGAUUUUGUGAAAUUCUGGGGAUAAUUACUGGAGAAGGAGCUGGGCCUUUCACCAUUGUGCCAAAUUGGAGAUGCAAUGGUACAGAUGAUUAUUGCCGUAAAUUGGGUCCGUUUGUUUCAGACAAGGAGAUAAAGGCCACGGAUGGGGGCUUUAAAGGUGUCAAGCUUCUUAUGCAGAAUGUUAAAUGUGAGCAAAAAGCUGCCCGAGGAAAUGCAAGUUCUGCAAGAGUCGCUGCUGGCUUUCGAGCCAUUUCUCCACUAGAGAAUCAGUAUGCUGCAGCAAUGAGAUCUGGGCUGAGCAACAUGACUGUUGUGGCUGAGGGAAUCUGGAAAUCUUCAACUGGGCAGCUUUGCAUGGUUGGUUGCCUUGGAUUAGUUGACUUGGAAGGAAGUACCUGCAAUUCACGAAUCUGUUUGUACAUUCCCUUGUCAUUUUCCAUAAAGCAACGGAGCAUAAUUUCUGGGAGUUUCUCCAGCACCAGUGGAAUUGAUGACUCAUACUUCCCUUUAUCAUUCGAAAAACUGGUGCACCCAACAGAGUUGUGGAAUUAUUUUAGGAAUUCCUGUCCAUAUUACAGUUACUCAAAAAUAGAACAAGCUGGUGUUAUCCUGGAAAAAAACGAGCCCUUCAGUUUUCAGACUAUAGUGAAAAAAUCACUGCUGCAGUUCCCGAAAGUAGAGGACACAGAGACAUUAAUAAUCGGCCUUUCUCUUCUUGCAGAGGACCUGACCCUCCAUCGCUCCGCUUUUCCUGAUUCACUCCCUCAUUCGCAGCCAAAAAUACCAACUGAUUUUCAGAUUGAGGUUCUCUCACUUGGCCCCAUGUUUGGGCGAUUCUGGAAUGUGUCAUACGCAGAUGAGGAAAUUCUUCUCCAUAAUGAGGCUCAAUAUACUGAAAAACAACUUCUUAUGAAUGUAUCAGCUCAAAUUACACUUGAUGGAGAAGCUUAUAGCAAUGUUUCUGUGCUUUUUCUGGAAGGCCUUUAUGAUCCUCUUGCUGGGAAGAUGUAUCUAGUUGGUUGCAGGGAUGUCCGGGCCUCGUGGAAUAUCUUAUUUGAAAGCAUGGAUCUAGAGGCAGGUUUGGAUUGUUUAAUUGAAGUAAUUGUGUCUUAUCCACCUACCACAACUCGGUGGUUAGUCAAUCCAACAGCUAGGAUUUCCAUUUCCAGCCAACGGAAUGCAGAUGAUCCCCUCUAUUUUAGCACGGUUAAGCUCCAAACUCUUCCUGUUAUGUAUAGGAGGCAGAGGGAAGACAUUCUAUCUCAAAGGGGGUUGAAGGGAUCCUCCGGAUUUUGA
Dovyalis caffra is the source of this 1857-nucleotide messenger RNA. NCBI's taxonomy places the organism in Eukaryota, Viridiplantae, Streptophyta, Magnoliopsida, Malpighiales, Salicaceae. The record is from the annotation of a GenBank genome assembly.